UUGUUGGUUUAUUUUGUUUUGUUUUCUGAGACACUGUUUCUCUACAUAGUCCGGGCUGUCCUGGAGCUCACUAUGUAGACCAGGCUUGCCUCUAACUCACAGAAAUCCACCUGCCUCUGCCUUCCAAGUGCUGAGACUAAAAGGCCUGUACCACCACGCCUGGCCUAUACCACAUUUUCUUUUCCAUUCUUCUAUUGCUGAACAGCUACCUAGGCUGGGCUAUAACUUAGCUCUUGGAAUGUGCUACAAUAAACAUUGCUCAAACAUUUGAGUCACUGCUCUGUUCAACAGAUGGUGGACUGCAUGGAUAUCUUCCAGCGGCACUGUCUUCCCGCAGGACUGUUAAGGCCCAAGGGACAGAGGCACGCACCGAGCAGGGCUGGGCUUGUGGGCACCAAGCUUGCAGAGCUAAGGGAAGAAUGCAAGCGGCCCUUCCCGUUCACUUGGCACACCACCUGAAUCUUUGAAUAGCACCAACCUCCAUCCAGUACUGUCAUUCUUCCCUACUGCCUCGGGAACAGCUGUGGGCCUGCAGCGGAGAUAGCUAUUCCUAGAGAACUUUCGGGUGGAGAACCUGAGGUCCUAGCCUGGGGUCGCCAUCCCACCCAGACUCUCUCAGGCUUCUAGAUGGAGCGGUCCUUCUCUCCGCUUUUCGUCUCUUUUCUUCACCCCUGGGCGGAGCGCCAGCCCUGGCUGUGCGACCAGGAAAGCUACCGCCCGAGGCAGGGCCUCCGUGGCUAUUUAUGUCGCUGAGAAGUUUUCCUCCAUACCAGGCUUGGGAGGCAGCCCCGGGAGCGAAAAGCGCUCGGGUUCCUUUAAGGGCCCGCGGGAACGCGGUCGGCCUUGGGUUGCGCAGGCGGCGGCGCGCACGUUAGCGUCAGCCCCCCGCGCAUGCGCACGGAGGGCGGCCUGCUCGUCGUCGCCGCGGCCGCUAAGGAACCCAGUAGUGGCACGAGCGCCCGCCCGGCUCGCCCGGCCCGCGCUUCACCUCCCGGCCUCCGUUCCCUUCGGUCCAACGCACCUCGGCCCCGCCCCAGCCCACCGGAUUCUUUCCAGCUCGACCCCGGCUGCCGGAUUCCCCCGCCGCCAUGAUGAUGAUGGCGUUGAGCAAGACCUUCGGGCAGAAGCCUGUCAAGUUCCAGCUGGAGGACGACGGCGAGUUCUACAUGAUCGGCUCCGAGGUGGGAAACUACCUCCGUAUGUUCCGAGGUUCUCUGUACAAGAGAUACCCCUCACUCUGGAGGCGACUAGCCACUGUGGAAGAGAGGAAGAAAAUAGUUGCAUCGUCACAUGGUAAAAAAACAAAACCUAACACUAAGGAUCACGGGUACACCACCCUCGCCACCAGUGUGACGCUGCUGAAAGCCUCAGAGGUGGAAGAGAUUCUGGAUGGCAACGAUGAGAAAUACAAGGCUGUGUCCAUCAGCACAGAGCCCCCCACCUACCUCAGGGAACAGAAGGCCAAGAGAAACAGCCAGUGGGUACCCACCCUACCCAACAGUUCCCACCAUCUAGACGCUGUGCCAUGUUCCACCACCAUCAACAGGAACCGCAUGGGUCGGGACAAGAAGCGAACCUUCCCCUUGUGCUUUGAUGACCAUGAUCCAGCCGUGAUCCAUGAGAAUGCAUCACAGCCUGAGGUGCUGGUACCCAUCAGGUUGGACAUGGAGAUAGAUGGGCAGAAGCUGCGGGAUGCCUUUACCUGGAACAUGAAUGAGAAGCUGAUGACCCCUGAGAUGUUUUCAGAAAUCCUUUGUGACGACCUGGAUUUGAAUCCGCUGACUUUCGUGCCAGCUAUUGCCUCUGCCAUUAGACAGCAGAUUGAGUCCUACCCCACAGACAGCAUCCUGGAGGACCAGUCUGACCAGCGCGUCAUCAUCAAGCUGAACAUCCAUGUGGGCAACAUCUCCCUGGUAGACCAGUUUGAAUGGGACAUGUCAGAGAAGGAAAACUCCCCCGAGAAGUUCGCCCUGAAGCUGUGCUCAGAGCUGGGUCUGGGUGGGGAGUUUGUCACCACCAUCGCAUACAGCAUCCGGGGACAGCUGAGCUGGCACCAGAAGACCUACGCCUUCAGUGAGAACCCACUUCCCACAGUUGAGAUUGCCAUCCGAAAUACCGGAGACGCUGAUCAGUGGUGCCCCCUGCUGGAGACCCUGACCGAUGCCGAGAUGGAGAAGAAGAUCCGGGACCAAGACCGGAACACAAGGCGAAUGAGGCGUCUCGCCAACACUGCCCCAGCCUGGUGAUGAAGCCAUCCAUGCUCAACUUCCACGGAGCAUCUCAAAAGACUGCCUUUCCUUCCUCUGUGGUAAAGAGAGAGGCAAAGGGACAGCUGGUGCCAUCCUGAGGAAUGGGGUAGGGUCUCCCGGGUGCCUUCCUUCAGCACACAUUCCAUUUGCUAAGCUCCAGCACUGUCCCCCAAAGUCUAACGUCAGGAAGCAGCCUCAUUUGGGUUGGUUUUGUUUUUGUAUAGGAGCCCUAGACAGAGCUAGCAACACUUUUUAAAUAAAAGUAACCAGUUGAGCUUC
Peromyscus californicus insignis is the source of this 2528-nucleotide messenger RNA. RefSeq names its product SWI/SNF related, matrix associated, actin dependent regulator of chromatin, subfamily b, member 1 (gene Smarcb1). Gene Ontology annotation, biological process: regulation of transcription by RNA polymerase II; chromatin remodeling. Bases 1089 to 2246 code for a protein of 385 amino acids. Gene Ontology annotation, cellular component: nucleus; nuclear chromosome. NCBI's taxonomy places the organism in Eukaryota, Metazoa, Chordata, Mammalia, Rodentia, Cricetidae. Gene Ontology annotation, molecular function: transcription coregulator activity. The record is from RefSeq and is a predicted model, not a curated record. The transcript has 9 exons.